UGAUAAGUGUUGAUGCAGAUGAUGGCACACAAGCAAACAGACUGUCUCUUGUACUUUUUAAAUUACUUCUCUCUUUCUCUCUCUCCCUCAGUUCAGCCAACAUGCUGUUAGACAGGACCACAAUGUACUUAAUGAGUUGGCCUGGAACAUGAUGCAUCUUUAUAUGAAUUUAACCUUGAAUAUUUUCAAUCUAAUCUAGUUCAGGUGAAACUCCAAGGGCUGGAAGGGAACAAUAUUUUAUAGUUUGAACAAGAUGAAAAGAGCCUAUAACAAUUGCCAAGUGUGGGACACACUGCUCACUGAAAAAAGCGUGAUUAAUAUGGCGUACAGUAAUUAAUUCAUAAGAGCAUCCAAAGUUCAGAAGAAUCUGCCGCGUUUUAAUGACUCCGAAACGACUUGUCCAACCACAGUUAGAGCGAAAGCAAGUUAACAAUGUGCGCCUGUGCUGAGGGAUGAGCGCAGAUUGUGUGAGUUGGCGUGUUCUCAGAACCAGUAGUAACGUCGUGCCGGGUGGAUAGGUUCAGAUAAAGCAAAAAGAGACCCUCAAUUAUGAACGACACAGACAAUGUGAUGUAAUGUGAACGGAGAAUGAAUUUGAUAUAACAUUGUUUUGCGUCGCGCACUUUAGGUAUGCAAUGUGGAUUCAGCGGUGGGUAUUUGUGAACUGUUAAGUAUGUUUGGAGGUACCGUUUUCGUCAUGCGUUACGAUCGCCAAUCUACUAACCGGGAAAGUUGUUCUGUUUGAUCUGGAGAAGAUGCAUUUAUUCCGGAGUCACAAUUACCGAGUGUUCCCGAAUCGUUUCUCUUUGGAAACACCGACCAUACGAGGCAUCAGUUGGACCCCACUGCCAGAGGCCCUUGAUACCCAGGACACCAUGAAGCAGUUUCUGACAGAUCGUAUUCUAAAGGCAGCGAGGGUGGUGUACAGUGCCUUGGUGGAACGGAACCCUGGCCUGAUCAGAGACAGGAAAUAUCACCUCAAAACCCACAGACAGUGUUGCUCAGGAAAGGAGCUGGUUGAUUGGUUGAUGAAGCUCAAUGAAUGUUUCCAGUCACGGAGCCAAGCAGUUGGGAUGUGGCAAGUUCUGGUGGAUGAAGGGAUCGUAGUUCACGUGAAGCAAGAAUUAAACUUCCAUGACAAGGACACUCAAUUUUACCGCUUCCUGGAGGCGGACCAUGCCCUGAACCACCCGAGCGAUGAGAAGGACUGGGAGGACGAGCUGCAGGAGGGCCUGUCGCUGCUGCUUCAGAUGGGCCCUGACGCUCUCCUCACCAUGAUCCUGCGCAAAUGCCCCAGUCAAAGAAGUUCCGAGGACCUGGAAGUCAUCUAUGAGGAGUUGCUCCACGUCAAAGCUGUGACCCACCUAUCCACCUCGGUGCGCAAAGAGCUGGCAGCCGUGCUGGUGUUUGAGUCUCAUGCCAAGGCAGGAACAGUGUUGUUCAGUCAGGGAGACAAAGGCACAUCCUGGUACAUCAUUUGGAAGGGCUCAGUCAAUGUCAUCACACACGGCAAGGGUCUGGUGACAACGCUCCAUGAGGGGGAGGACUUUGGCCAGUUGGCUCUGGUGAACGAUGCCCCCCGUGCUGCCACCAUCAUCCUGAGAGAAGACAACUGCCACUUCCUCAGAGUGGACAAACAGGACUUCAUACGCAUCCUGAAGGAUGUUGAGGCUAACACAGUCCGUCUGGAGGAACAUGGAAAAUCUGUGCUGGUGCUGGAGAAGAGCUGUGACUCUGGUAGCCAGGGAGGGUCAGGGAACAACAGCAAGUAUACAGUGAUGUCUGGAACACCGGAGAAGAUUCUGGAACACCUGUUGGAGACAAUCAAGCUGGAUACGAAUGGCAAUGAAGCUAUAGAUCCCUGUGUGAGUGACUUCCUACUGACUCACAGAGUCUUCAUGUCCUCCAGCCAGCUCUGCCCAGCCCUGCAACAACACUACCAUGCCGAGCUCUUGGAGGGCUCUGAACUGGAGAAGGCAGCCUAUACACUCAACACCAAGCAGAAGAUAGUGAAGCUGGUCGGCCAAUGGGUAGCUCUCUUUGGCGCGCUGCUCAAAGACGACCCCAUCGCCAUGGACUUCCUGGAGGGGCUGAAGGAGGAGGUGGCAGAAGACUCCCGUCUGUCCUGUAUGCUGAAGGACCAACUGAGGGAUCGCAGGAGAACCAGGCUGCUUGAGAACGGUUACCAGUCACUAAUUAAGGCCAACCAUCAAUUUGAUUGGUUCUCCAGUUGUGAGGAGCCAAUAGGAAAGUGCCAGCCAAUCAGAGCACAGGACAAAGUGUUGUAUGAGAUUUUCCGGUUGGACCAUAAAUCAGUCACACUGAUGCUGCCAGUCAACACAUCUGUACAGGAAGUGAUGUCAUCAGUGGUUAACCCCGGGGGUGACCACGUCCUAGUGAAAAUGAACUCUGUGGGAGACCGCGCUCAGCUGAAGCAGGAUGCCACAGCAGUCUACACCUCUCUGGGCUUUAAUGAGAGGCUCUUCCUCUGCACUGCCAGCCAGGUGGAACUACUGACGCCCCUGAAGGAGCAGCUGGGUCCAGAGAAGGGCACCAUGGACAAGUUGGAGCAGAUGUGCUCCAAGGACAUCGCCAGCCAGCUCACCAACUACGACUGGGAGCUGUUCACGGCCAUGCAUGAGGUAGAGCUGGUCUACUACAUAUUUGGUCGUCAUAAAUUCCCUGGCAGCACCACGGCUAACCUGGAGCGUUUUGUGCGACGCUUCAACGAGGUGCAGUACUGGGUGGUUACUGAACUGUGUCUCUGUGAGGACCUGAUGAAGCGUGCAAUGCUGCUCAAGAAAUUCAUCAAAAUAGCUGUUGUUUUAAAGGAGCAGAAGAAUCUCAACUCAUUCUUUGCUGUGAUGUUUGGUCUGAGCAACAGUGCAGUGCAGAGACUUUACAAGACCUGGGAGAGAGUGCCGAGUAAAACCAAAAGGGUUUACUGUGCCUAUGAGAGAUUAUUGGAUCCCUCUCGCAACCACAGAGCCUACAGACUAGCUGUGGCCAAACUCGGCCCUCCCUACAUUCCCUUCAUGCCUCUCCUGCUCAAAGACAUGACAUUCAUCCACGAGGGAAACAAAAACUAUACAGAAAAACUUGUCAAUUUCGAAAAAAUGCGCAUGAUUGCCAAGACAGUGAAGAUUGUGCGAAGCUGCAGAAGCCAGCCUUACGUGCCAUCAUCCCCACAGAAAGGUCUGGCAGACCGCAUGUUUCUGGAGGCACCUUCCAUUCGCAUAUCCACAUAUUCAGACCAUUCCCUCUCUCUGCGGACAAACAGCAGUAUCUGCCACUAUGUUCAGAACUUCAGUGUAAUCGACAACCAGAAGAAGCUGACACAGCUGUCCAGAUCAGUGGAACGAUAAGGCCUGAGCAAGCCUGUAACACCCAUUUAAUUAGCAUAGCCCAUCUCUGAAUCAGAGGGUGGCUGGGCUACUUGGGAACAUUCUCUGUGCAGUGAUAUUGAUUGGACAUCAAUAGGAGACCAAAGAGAGGCAGUUAGCGAGAACAGCAGUGACCUCUAGUGCCUUAGCAGAGAAGACAGUCCUCCUCCCUCACUGUUACUGGUGGCACUGCUGGGAUCAUAUUCCACUCACUACACUCCUAUGGAAUAUGAAUAUCCUUGGCAUUAGCUGUUGUGCUUUAUUGUGUAGUCCUUUUGUAAUAUUAUUUAACUUCAAUAGAAUAAGAUACAAGCAUCUAUGUGAGCUAUAGAACAUAUUGUAGAGUUCAAAUAAUGGACAUCAUUCAAAUUAGUUUUGUUACCAGAAAACACAAAGUGUUAAGUACAAGUUGUCACCAUUAUUUUUAUAAAUAAAUUAUUUGGAAGUCAUGUACAGUAUCUAAUAAAAUCACCAGCGACAAACAAAUGUAAAAGGGAAAACUUUAUUGGAAAUGCAAACCAUAAAAUCAGGUAAAAUAUCAAUAAAAUACUCAAAUAUCCCCCUGCAAUUCUCCCCAAUAUGGGGAGAACACAAUUCACGGAAACAAAAAUGUCAAAAAAAAAAAAUGUCAAAAAUGUCAGAAACACAUGUACACCCUCUUUAUAAAGCUCAGGAGAAAGAAUAGAGGGGCUUGAGAAGACAGACCAUCAAGUCUGAGUGUCUUCACCUGCAGCAACCAUGGAAGAACAUGUAGAACUAGCCCCUUGUUUUUAUAAAUAAUGGGUCGACAUGCUCAGGCAGUACAUUACUGUUAAAACGAUACAACACAGAUCUAAAACAAAAACAUUGACCGUUUCAAAUCAAUUCACUUAUGUCUUUAGCAGUCUUUUGCACCAUUUCUGUUGUUAAAGUUCUCCCAUGAGAUUAGCCAAAUAGAAAAAUUCCGGUGAUUUAGGGGGGCAUGAAAUUCUAAUGAAAGCCACAACAAACAUAAGAUAUGGGUUGUAAUACUAGCAUUGCGUGGACAGGUGACAGAAACUGCACAUAAAUUAUCACUCGUUUACCAUUCCCGAGUUCAAUGCAGAGGUGUUCAGGAGGCCAUACCUGCCUUUUAUAUAAAGGUGUCAACCAGUGGUGGUGAAGUACUAGUCCAGUACCAGUCACAGAACUAGAGUGGUCACUAUUAAAAGUGGUCCAUCCUCCCAUCCAUCCUUCAUCCCUAGAUGUGAACUCCUUAACACAGUACUGCCCAUGCUGGCAUGUGGAUCAGGGAUGCUACAAGGAAGGAAGAGAGGUUCCUCUACUUGAGACACCUUCUCUUUGGGCAUUCAGUGAAGAGAUCUGCAUUACUGUCUAACGCACAUCAUUACCACGUAGUUGAACAUCAACACACAACUAAA
Hypomesus transpacificus is the source of this 4783-nucleotide messenger RNA. It is a transcript of the gene rapgef3, whose product is annotated as Rap guanine nucleotide exchange factor (GEF) 3. Gene Ontology annotation, molecular function: guanyl-nucleotide exchange factor activity. The record is from RefSeq and is a predicted model, not a curated record. Gene Ontology annotation, biological process: positive regulation of GTPase activity; Ras protein signal transduction. The transcript is spliced from 27 exons. Bases 756 to 3365 code for a protein of 869 amino acids. NCBI's taxonomy places the organism in Eukaryota, Metazoa, Chordata, Actinopteri, Osmeriformes, Osmeridae. Gene Ontology annotation, cellular component: plasma membrane.